Messenger RNA from Chelonus insularis, 3030 nucleotides. Its product is annotated as fez family zinc finger protein erm-like. Gene Ontology annotation, molecular function: DNA-binding transcription factor activity, RNA polymerase II-specific; RNA polymerase II cis-regulatory region sequence-specific DNA binding. Gene Ontology annotation, biological process: regulation of DNA-templated transcription. Lineage: Eukaryota; Metazoa; Arthropoda; Insecta; Hymenoptera; Braconidae. The record is from RefSeq and is a predicted model, not a curated record.
UGCCGGGCAAACAUUACCAGAGACACCUCGUUCAAAGACCAACAGUCUUACCCUGGAUUUUUUCAUCUUGGUCAUUUGUUGUCUCCUGAAGCUGAGUUUUACGAUCGUCAUUUUCGUCCUUGAUACGUGUUUGCGAGCCAAUUGAAGCCACCGACGAUAAGGCAUGGCGUCCUUCAUCAUGGUGUCGGGAAAACUGAGAAGAUAGAGUUGGAAAAAAAAUGCAACCGUUGGAACGAGCAAGUAAAAAUACCACAAUGACAUCAUCAGAGACACCAACAAGUCUUCCACGAUCAGCAACUGAAGAUUCAAGAUCUUCAUGUAGAAACCUAUCAACUUUAACAUUUUCAAUUGCCAAAAUAAUGGAACCAGAUAACAAACGAUUAUCAUACGAAUCUUGUCCAGUAGCUACAACAAUUUUAAGACAUCCAACACCGAGUAUACCUUCAUUAUCAUACUCAGCUCACUUGGAAUCUGCAUUUAAAAAAUACGUACCAACUUUGAGGCAACAAAGCUUACUCCAACACUACCCUCUUAUUUAUUACCAUCCAAAUCCAUUGCUGAGAAGUUUUCCUAGUGGACCAGUGACCCCUAGCAACAAUAAUGCACCAACUGCAAUCAACAGUCAUCCAGCAUCUCCACCAAUUUCACCAGCGCUUCAGACAACUUCAACUGAGCCGGCACAAAAUAAUGAAAAUAAGUCAGCAGUAGGUUCAAUUCCACUUCAACUACCUGCAGGUUCUACAUCUCAACCCUCAUUGGCAAACCAAUCAUUACCAAGUAGUCGAGAAUCAAAUUCUGGUAAACAAAAGAUAUUUGCUUGUCCUCAGUGUGGAAAAGUAUUUAAUGCCCAUUACAAUUUGACUCGCCAUAUGCCUGUGCACACUGGUGCUCGACCAUUCGUCUGUAAGAUUUGUGGAAAGGGAUUCCGGCAAGCAAGUACCCUCUGUCGUCACAAGAUCAUCCAUACUGCUGAAAAGCCACAUAAGUGUAAUACAUGUGGCAAAGCUUUUAACCGCAGUUCCACACUAAAUACACAUACUCGUAUUCACGCCAACUAUAAGCCAUUUGUAUGUGAGUUUUGUGGCAAGGGGUUCCAUCAGAAAGGCAAUUAUAAAAAUCAUAAACUCACACAUAGUGGGGAAAAGGCGUACAAAUGUAAUAUAUGUAAUAAGGCAUUCCAUCAAAUUUACAAUCUGACAUUUCAUAUGCAUACUCAUAAUGACAAAAAACCAUUCUCUUGUAAAAUAUGUGGCAAAGGUUUUUGCAGGAAUUUUGAUCUCAAAAAACAUAUGAGAAAGCUCCAUGAUAGUAUUUCACCAGUCAUUACGAAUAAUGUGGACAAUCCAACAGGACAAACACAUUUAGAUCAAACGAGCUUUUCAUCAGUACAUCAUGGUACUUCUGGACAUGCUUUUGUUAGUCCAUUUCUAUUACCAUCUCCUAGUUCUCAUCAAGUAAACUAUCUGACUAAAAUGUUGUGACAAACUGAGAACAGUGUACAUUAUUUCAGUAGAAAAAAUCAGUCACAAUUGUUUUUUAGUUCUAUGGGUUAUAAUUCUCACAGUGAUGUUGGACAUCAUGUUUUCAAAUGAGAUGAGAUUUAAUAUUUGAUAAUAAAUUUUGCCAGCAAGGAAAUUCAAUUUUAUACUGUGCGCUAUGAUGAUAUAAAAUCGAAUUCAGUUUCAAGUAUUUAAAAUAGAGAAAUAGAAAGACUGACAAUUUUGCCGGUUCAUCAAAGCGGAAUUUUUCUUUUUCUUUUAAUUUCGGCUUCAGAAGCUAGGCCAAGCGAAAGCGCUAAAUCCUAGGAUUUAAACCAAGCUACUGGAUGACGCACAGAAAGACUUAUUUUAUAAAGGUCGAUGUGACACGUGGGAUGCACGAGUGCGUAGUUCCGGUGUGGGAAGGCACACCUGUGAGAUGGUAUAUAUAUAUUUAUAAAAAUAUCAAAUCGGUUUGUUAUCGUUAUAAAACGAUUAUCACGAUAUUGUAUUGAAUAUAUCAAAAAAUGUUUUAAAUGGAAUGAUUAAUAACAGUAAAAAGGUGCAAUUGUAUAAGUAAAUAAUAUUUUUUUUUAACAUGUACAUAAUUUGUAUAUAAGAUUUAAACUGGAAUAAAAGUGAAGUAUAUUAUUGUGGAUAAAUUUUAAAUUAAAAUACUGUCUCUCUGAUACAUGUCUUCUAAAUUUCUAAUAGUAUUACCAUUAUAAAUCUAGGAUAUUUUGUGAUGGAGAUACAUUAAUAGCAGUGUCCAAAAAAAAGAACCUACAUCAAUUAAAAAUUUUUUCAUAUCAAAAUCCAAAAUAAGAAUAAUCUUGUUCAUCUGCUCAUUAUUAUUAGCUAAAAAUAGUAUCAAUUAUUUUGUUAUAAUAAUUGUUUGUUUCCAAUUAAAUUUGUUCAAUGUAAAUAAUUGUUAUAAAAUAAGUCACUUAUAAAACUUGGUUUCCAUCAAUCAUCCUUUUUAUUGACUCUGUUAUUAGCAUGUAACUCCAAUUACUAAUAAAAUACGAAAAUGACAUGUGUAAAUUGGUGUGAUAGUAAAUUUAAGCUAGACAAAUGAAUUAGAUAGCUAAUGUAAUUAUAUCAUAAUAUUGGAUUGUCUUUGUAUUAUGCAGAUAUAUAAAGUAUUAAAUGAAUAUAUAAACUUAUUGCUAUGAUAAAAAAAAACAAACCAAAUAAUUUAAUUGAUUUUUAUUUAUCUGCAUAUGAAUAAUUAUUAGGUUGGCUUUGUAUGUUAACUUGUUCUGACGCACUGUGACGAUUGUAAAAAUUAACUGUCUAUGCAUUAAAAAAUAUCUAUAUAUCUAUUAUAUAGUGACACUUUUUCUGGUGAAUAAAAAUCACGCCCUUAUCAUGGAUCCAUCUUCUUACAUUUGUAUCCUAUUAUACAUAUUAUAGUUAUCGUGCAAAAUUAACUGAUUUACGACAAUUAAUGUGAAUGAUGAUUAAAAAUUUUUCUAAAAAUUAAUCAUUCUUAAUGCAUAUUUGUGCACUUCAAGUUGGAUGAAAUAGAAUAUGUAUAGAUAACGUAGAC